UUUCUUUGUGCUCAAUGCUCCUAGUGCUUAAAAACAGACUAGUUGUGUUAUUUUUGUUGUCUUGCUGCAAAAUGAAAGAACUUAUGCUUUAACUUCAUUUAAAGAAGUUAUGGCUUUAACUCUCUCAGGCUCAAAUUAAGUUUUAGUAACUUAGUAAAUUUAGUAACCUAUAGUAAAGAUUUUAGUACUCCAGAUUCAUAAAAUAUGUAUCUGGAGUAAUAAGGUUUUUAGUUACUUUACUGUUGCAAAUCUGCAACGCCUGCCUUGAGAGGGUUAAUUUACUUGUACAAGAUCAAUACGCCUGUUGUGCACAGGGUAUAAGAGAUAGAAGUGCAGUCGCACAAAGUGGAUUGCAGCUGAAAAAGCGAAUAGGAGGUGGUUCAAGAGGACUUUUUAGCUCGAUAUUGACAUCAAAUUGGUUAAUUUCGGGUGUUCAGCAUGCAAAUUCUGCAUUGUUAUAGCAUAUAUCUGUUAGAAGCUUUGUAAGGUUGUUAAAAUUUUAUGAGUGCAUUAAGUGCAACCGGCGCCCUCAAACAUUUUCUCUUGGGUCCUGUCAUCUCAGUUUGCAGUGUGCGAAUUGGAGGAGGAUGCUGGCCUUGGGCGACUGGCAGGUAAACUUGGUCUCUUUAAAUGUGCUGAUCAUAAGAUUAGAUAUUUCUGAAGGAUUAUGUGACAGUAAAGGCUGGAGUAAUGACUGAUGAAAUUUCAACUUUGCCAUAGUAGGAAUAAGUUACAUUUUAAAAUGUAUUAGGAGACUUUUUACAAAAAACAUUAAAAACAAUCUUACUGACCCCAAUCUUUUGAACAGUAGUCCACAUCAGGAAGGUCAGUAGAGCCUAAAACCGAACAACCAAUAUGCAAAGCAAGACCCAAAUUGUGUCAUUAUUUCAGAUGUACUGUAUCUGUACAUUUUCCAAUUAGAUCUGUACCUGUUUGAUUCACCAGGUCAUCCUUGCCCUUCCCUCAUACACACCUGUCCCAGGACACAGGAACAACAUUGUUAACACAAUGAGGCUCUGGUCCAUGUGAAUUCCACCUCAAAGACUUUAAUGUUGGUGGUUACAUCCAGGCCGUUCUGGACAAGAAUCUAGCUGAGAACAUCUCCUGUGUGCUUUACCCUAAUGACAAUUUUUUUGAGGGGAAAGAGUUGCGUCUGAAGCAGGAGUAUUUUGUGGCGGCUGCGACUCUCCAGGACAUUAUCCGCAGGUUCAUAGACUCCAAGUUUGGCUCGACUGAGGUAGUGCGCAUGGAUCUGACCACACUGCCAGAUAAGGUUGCUAUACAGCUGAAUGACACUCAUCCUGCGCUGACCAUCCCUGAACUGAUGAGAAUACUGAUGGAUGAUGAGAAACUAACCUGGGACACGGCUUGGGACAUCACUGUGUGUACUUGUGCUUAUACUAACCACACUGUGUUACCAGAAGCUCUGGAAUGCUGGCCUGGCGACCUGUUCCAAAACCUUCUGCCCCGUCACCUAGAGAUCAUCUACGAGGUUAGCCGACGUCACCUGGAGAGGAUCUCUGCGCUGUACCCUGGCUAUUAUGGUCGUUUAAGACGCAUGUCCCUUAUUGAGGAGGACGGACAGAAGAAGAUCAACAUGGCUCAUCUCUGCAUCGUUGGCUCUCACGCAGUCAAUGGCAUGGCACAAAUCCACUCAGACAUUAUUAAAGACACUGUCUCCAGCUGCCACCAUCCCCUUCAUUCCCCGUCUUUGUUCUCUCUGAAUGUUUUGUCUGUAUUGUGGGUGACAACACACACCAAACAGUCCUGCUGCUUCCCUUGAAGAGUGACAAAAUGAAAUAAAGUGAUUAAUCGCUGUUUCUGAUAUUUGUAAGUAUUCUUAUGGUUGUCUUUCAGGUGACUUAAUACAGAAUGGUUAAUGUACACUAUCAUUGAAAAGUGAGCUUAUGAAUGCUGCAUUUAUUUAAUAAAAAUACAGUAAAAACAGUUAUAUUGUAAACAAUUAUUAUAAUUUAAAAUAUAUGUUUUUGUUUUUUAUUGUAAAAUAUUUAAAAAUGUUAUUUAUACCUGUGAUGGCAAAGCUAAAAUUUGUUACAGUAUAUAGUAUUUUCUCUCACUUUUGAUCAAUCCUGCAUCCUUGCUGAAUGAAAGAAUUAAAAACUUGACACACACACACACACACACACACACACAGA
Molecule: messenger RNA, 2156 nt
Organism: Carassius gibelio (silver crucian carp)
Lineage: Eukaryota; Metazoa; Chordata; Actinopteri; Cypriniformes; Cyprinidae
Product: glycogen phosphorylase, brain form-like
Exons: 7
Coding region: 1247-1783 (178 amino acids)
Biological process (GO): glycogen catabolic process
Cellular component (GO): cytoplasm
Molecular function (GO): glycogen phosphorylase activity; pyridoxal phosphate binding
Source: RefSeq, a predicted model, not a curated record